Molecule: messenger RNA, 299 nt
Organism: Owenia fusiformis
Lineage: Eukaryota; Metazoa; Annelida; Polychaeta; Sabellida; Oweniidae
Source: the annotation of a GenBank genome assembly
CCAAAAAUGACUAAAAGUCCUAAAAAUGAUAAAAGGAACAGUACAACUGAACUAACAAUAAGAUGGGAUGCAUGGAACAUAUCAGGCGAAGAUCUCGGGGAUGGUCCAAUUAAACAUUACACGUUAUUCUAUCAUCCAUCGAAUGAUUCUUUAAACACAAAGAAAACUACAACUAGCAAUACAUUCUGGACGAUCAAGAACCUGGCCAAAGAUACAUAUUACAAUUUUAGUGUGACUCCCAAUGACGUUGGUUGUGAGGGGAGGAUUGGACCACCUCUUGUACAGAAGACUUGCGGUCG